AGGACUUCUCAGGUGUCCUGAUAACCACUGCUCUCAGCUCCCUCCUCGGCUCUCAGGCAGCCGCUUGCCUGGAAGCCUACCCGCGUCAAUGCCCAUCCUUUAAGAUACCCCUGCCUGCCUCCCUCCCCCGAUGAGCUGGCCAGGGGACUGCUUAGCAUCAUGAACGACCAGUACCACCGAGCAGCCCGGGACGGCUACCUGGACCUGCUAAAGGAAGCCACCAGGAAGGACCUAAACUCGCCUGAUGAGGAUGGCAUGACCCCGACCCUCUGGGCUGCUUAUCACGGCAACUUGGAAGCGCUGAGGCUGAUAGUUAGCAGAGGGGGUGAUCCAGACAAAUGUGACAUCUGGGGGAACACACCUCUUCACCUAGCAGCAGCUAAUGGUCAUCUGAACUGCCUCUCCUUCCUGGUGUCAUUUGGGGCCAACAUCUGGUGCCUGGACAAUGAUUACCAUACGCCACUGGACAUGGCUGCCAUGAAGGGACACAUGGAAUGCGUGCGGUACCUAGACUCGAUUGCUGCCAAGCAGAGCAGCCUCAAUCCCAAGCUGGUGAGCAAGUUGAAGGACAAGGCUUUCAGAGAUGCAGAGAGGAGGAUCAAGGACUGUGUAAAGAUGCAGAAAAAGCACCAUGAGCGGAUGGAGAAGAGGUACAAGAAGGAGAUGUCUGACAACUCUGACACCAUGAGCUUCUCCAGCUACUCCAGCAGCACUCUGAGCAGGAAGUUCCAGCACAUGUCCAUGGUGACGUCCCUGCCAUAUUCCCAAGCCACCGUUCACGGCACAGCCAAGGGAAAGACCAAAAUCCAGAAGAAGCUGGAGAAGAAGAAGCAGGUGGAUGGAACGUUUAAGAUCUACGAGGAUGGGAGGAAAAGCGUGAGGUCCUUGUCGGGCUUACAGCUGGGGAAUGAUGUCAUGUUUGUGAAGCAGGGCACCUACGCCAGCCCAAAGGAGUGGACCCGGUGCAACAUCAGGGACAUGUUUCUAACUGAUGAAGAUACCAUCUCCCGUGCCAUAAGCGACCCAGGUUUGCACAUGGACUCGGCCCACUCGGAGGUCAGCACGGAUUCUGGCCAUGACUCAUUGUUUAACCGGCCUGGGCUUGGCACCAUGGUGUUCCGGAGGAACUACAUCAGCAGUGGGCUCUUUGGGAUUGGCCAGGAGGAUGCCAGCGUGCUGGGUGAGGGCAACCUGGAUGGGGUAAGUGUCAAACUGCGAAGCCGCCUGCAGCGCUCGCCAAGUCUCAACGACAGCAUCGGCAGUGCCAACAGCCUGCAGGAGAGGAACGCGGAGGAGCUGCCCUGGGAGGAGGUGGAGCUGGGCCUGGAUGAUGACAACGAAUCCGAUACCAGUCCCCUUGAGGCCUUCCUGGCUUCCCUGCACAUGUUUGAGUUCAUCUCCAUCCUGAAGAAAGAGAAGAUCGACCUGGAGGCCCUCAUGCUGUGUUCAGACAAUGACCUGAAGAGCAUCAACAUCCCACUGGGGCCUAGGAAAAAGCUAUUGGAUGCCAUCCAGAGGAGGAAGCAGACCUUGGAGGGGCCUGAUGUUAUUGCAGACACCGAGCUAUAGCAGUUUUUAUGAACAAGAAACAAAACCAGUUCUAAGUUGCCAGAAAACUCAAACCAGUGACUCCUCCACUAGGACAACUGAAAGCCACAGUGUCGUCCAGUCCCUCAUGACUGACUGCCUCCUUCCCCAUUCUGCUUCCAGCCUGGGGGACUCUGCCCAACAGGAACCAGCUGCUGAGAGGAAUUGUUGAGAUAUGACCUGCCUGACGUUCCAUCUUUGCUGAAUGGAGCUCCUUAGCCUGCUUGCUAGAGGGGUGACAAGAUCAUCCUACGCUAUGAAGCUGAUAGGUGGAACUCCAUGUGAUCACAGUUUGACAAAGCACAGGAAGCCAUGGACAAUGAGAACCGUGUGGUACCUUGGAAUGGACUAACAAAUAAAUAAUCAGGAUACCUUGCCUCUGUUCUUGGCUCUGCUGUUCACUCAGUGUGUGGCAUUGGAGAAGUCAUUUGCAACCACCUUUUCAAAAGCGAUUGCUGGAUUUUGGUGCCUCUGGUUUUGGGUUCCCAGCUUGAGACCCCAUGGGUCUGAGUCUCACAGUCCCACAACUCUGAUUUCAUGUAGACUUUGGGGGUUUAGCUCCUCUAAAAAUCAGGCCGUAGAUGUCCCAAAUGGGACAUCCGGAAAUGAAGGCACCCCAAAUCAAUGGCCACUUUUGAACACAUUGGUCUUUACCACUCUGUGCCUCAGUUUCCCAUUCUGUAAAAUGGAGAGAAUGCUCCCUGGAGACAAUAAUCCAGUCCCAACUUGCAGGGGUACUGUGAUGCUUAAGUAAUUAAUGUCUGAAAAGCGCACUGAGAUCCUUGUAUGGAAAACACUCCACAAAUGCAAAGCACAAUUAUUAUUUUUAAUAGAGAUGGAUCCAAACCAAAAACCUGAUUCUGGGCACCCCUGAAAUUUGGGAGCUCAAAAUCCCAGCCCAGCUCUGAAUUUCCAUCACUGUCUUUGUAGUGGGCUUAACCAAACCCCCUCACCUAAAUACUCCUGAAUUCUGGCUCCAGCUUGUGCAGCCUGAGUCCAAUUUCUUUUGAUCAAAUGAACUUGCUUCCAAACACUAUGCUCCUGAGGGAGACAGGAGGAUUUUUCACACUUAAUAACCCAGAGGGUGAUGAUACCUGGUUGUCUAGGAAUAGGGUAGUAUCCCUUUAAGUAAUUUGUGAUCACCAUCAAGUGUCAAUUGAUACCAAAGAAAUGGUAUCAAACAUGUCACCACAGCUCCUUACCAUGCUGCCACUAACAGAUCAGUGGAAAGAUUUAUCCAGACAUUCAAGCAAAUGCCUUGUGCCUUAUGGCGGAUUUCCUACUGGCCUAUAGAAAUGUGGCCCAGAGACACCAUAGGUCUGGUUAGUUUCUGAUGGCUUCUAAAACACAGAAUGCGGUGAUUUCACAUACACUUUGGGGGGUUCAGCUCCUCUGAAAAUCAGGCCUUAGAUGUCCCAAAUGGGACAUCCGGCAAUGAAGGCACCCCAAAUCAAUGGCCUUUGUGAGCUAUUUAAAGGGAUACUACCCUAUUCUGACUUGCCCGUUGCUCUGCUGUCUGUGGAUGUGCCUGAAAGUGCCACUUUCAUGCAUGUGAUAUUUCCAGGAAUUGAUUACAGCAGGACUGAAAUGAGUGGCCAAAAUGCUCCUCAGAUUCCAAAAGGAAAACUCCUCCCAAUUCUUUUAUCAUGCUUGUGCUGCAAACCCUGUGUGGACUGCCUGUUCCUUUGGGUUUGUGGCUCUGGUAUUCUUAAUAGAUUCAGGGAGCUCCAUCCUUGGGAACUUCCAGAAAAGGAGAUAUAUGCAGGGAUGGGACCACCAGUAAAAAGGGAUCUUCCAAUGGUAAUUUAUUAGUCACAUUUGUACCAUGACCUCUCAUCUUCUAUGAAUUAUACAGGGCUUUAGUGACUAACUGCACAGUGAGCCCAUCACCUGCAAACAGAACUCGGAUUCUGCCCUAACUCCCCUCAGGCAGAUCUGAAUCCCAGCAGUGAGCUCUGGCACCUUGAGUCUUUUGAAUAUUGUGACUCACUAAGGCAUAACAGCCAAGAACAAUUCUGGCAGUAGGAAAGAGGGAUGAAGCUCCAUUUGGUUCUUCCUGGAGCAUUUGCAAAGAAAUGCUGGAUGCUCAAGUGAGGUGAAAGAACAUAAACCUGCACGGAUCAAGACCAUUCAGAGAGGGUUUGCUUUCUAGUUUCCCAUAACCCAGGUCUGGGAUAGGUUUGUGGAGCCCAUUCUCAUAGAAGAGAAUGAUGGGAAAUGACCCAGGAAUGGCUGGGUGUGUGGGAACACCGUGAUCAACUGAAGAAGAGUUUGAGGCAGUAGCUAUGAGAUGACUCCCUCAUGGGUUGGGCUUAGUAACCAAAACACUUUAAUAUCCAUUUUGUUAUGGGCCUAAGCCUCCAAGUUCAGAUCCACAUUUCCCCCAAAUUCAGGGGUGCUCUGCUGUAGAGUUUUGGUUCUGAUCCAUACAGCCUGUGUUGCAAUAAUACCCCUCAUUCCAGUGUUAGCAAGUGGAGCUAGUCAGGCAUUUUCCAGUGAAACCGUUUUAUCUGAAAAUGCUGAUUCAUCCAAACCCGAAACCACUGGUGGGAAAGGGUCCAUUUCAACUUUUGUUUUUCAACUUGAGAAAGAUUUUGGAAAAGAAUAGUUUCAGAACAUUUUGAAAUUUUCAUGCUCAUUUGCCAUUCUUUUUUUUUUAAUUGACAAACAAUGUCUCAUUUAGAAACAAACUCAUCAGAAUAAAAAAUAUUUUUUUUAAACUGUCAAAAUUGAAAUGAAACAUCUUGAUUGACCUGAACCGAAAAUUUUGGUUCAUGAAAAUUUUCCAGAUUUUGCCUUUUCAUCCCAAUUAGAGCCAGGAAAAUUUUUCAAUAUCUCAAAAACACUCCUGGGGCAGUAAACUUGCUCCAUGCCCCACUCUAUCAGCCAGGUCCUUUUUAGUUGCUUGAAAGCCCGUGGCCCUCUGGCUCCUGCUGGAAAGCACGUGUAACCCCUGUAUAGUUCACAUAAGAAAUGCACUUCCUGCUGUAUGUUAUUGCUUCUGAUUCAUGGUUUUCCUGGGGCAACCUGGAUUACCUGUUUGACAUGUGACUUUAGGUGACUGCCUGGAGGGAGCUGGGAUUGGGUCACUCCAGUUUUCCCACAGCUGUUCAUAACUUCCCAGCUGCACCUGCUGUCACUGCCCCCUCCUGGCACUGCGUGCAUCACUCUGGGACAAGGAUGAGGGUAGAAACCCAGCCAUGCUGGGUUCAAAGUGUAGUGUCCAGUGACUCUUGUGUUGGUUAAUGUAUUGUCUUCAGGGUCAUGGCAUGUCAAUCACAGAGUGUUGUAUUAGAAGGCGUUUUUUUGGGGGGGGGUGGGGCAAGUCCUCCAUGUACAUGGGGAAAGAUGUGACAAUGGGAUUGGGCCCUGUGCCAACACUUUCCACUGAAGCUAAGGGGAGCUGAUGGAGAACAACCUGUAGCAGAAUGUACCUGGUAGGCCGCCAUUCAGCCAUCCAGUUUUGUUCAGCAAAGCACUUAAGCAUAUGCUUAAGUUCAGGGACGUAUUGAAGUCUGGAUGAUUUCAAUAGGAUUUAAAUGUGUGCUUAAAGUUAAGCCUGUGCGUAAGAACUUUGCUGAAUGGGCAUUGCCCCUGCUGAGUUGGGGCUCUAGUGAGGAAGCAGUGAUAUGUGUGCUACUCGCCCCGAGAAGCCCAGCUCACGUAGGCCCUGAGCUAAAGCCCAUUGAAAUCAGUGGAAAGACUUGCAUUGACUCAGAUGGGCUUUGGAGCAUGACAAGAGGGAAAGCGCGACAGGCCCUUGGUAGCGGCCAGACCUAGCAAUCCACCUUGAAUAUGGCCCCUGCACCGAGGUGAGAGGUUCCAGAGAAGACAAACAAGGCUGAGUCAGAAGAAUAGUCUCAGCCCAGACCCUCACCCCUAUUUGAAGGCAGCUAGGUAGAUGAUUCAGGUCCAUCCUGGGCAAAAUGUGAAUAUAUAUGAACUAAAAUAGCCUGGGCCCCAAUCCAAGCCCCCAAUGUAAACAGCCCACAAGUUUGGGGCAGUGUUUGAAACCCCGACCCAGAAUUCACUCCAACCAUGGGCCUGUUAUAAACGCGUCCAUAGACUGGAUAGGUUCAAGUGGCCCCUCCCUUUAUAAAGGAUUAGAUCAAAAUUCCUGGAUCCAAACUCUGAGCUGCUCCAGCUGCAGAUGGUGGGGCUAGAGUCCAUCUCUAAACUAGAGUGAGGUGUGCCCAGUAUAUGAAGAUGUGAAAAAUGCCCCCUACACCACUUCCAUUCUACACAUUCCCUUGCACCAGGACAUUCCUGCACCCAGGUACCUUUCUGUUUAUUAAAUGUAUAUAUGUAAGGUCUCUCUUCAUUGUAUGUGAUUCCUACCUGCACAAGGAUCACAUUGUUUACCAUUUAUUUAAGAGACCAUGAACUUCCUUAUAUUGCCUGAUAAUUACAAAUUU
Molecule: messenger RNA, 6002 nt
Organism: Dermochelys coriacea (leatherback sea turtle)
Lineage: Eukaryota; Metazoa; Chordata; Testudines; Dermochelyidae
Gene: USH1G
Product: USH1 protein network component sans
Exons: 3
Coding region: 160-1569 (469 amino acids)
Biological process (GO): sensory perception of light stimulus; sensory perception of sound; equilibrioception
Molecular function (GO): protein binding
Source: RefSeq, a predicted model, not a curated record